AUGCCACCAACAACAAACCUUUGGCCUUCGUUGGACUCGUCGUCAUUACCGUUAUCGCCACCUCUUUCCCCGGUGUUUCCAAACCAACUACCGCCUGCAACACCUCCUGAACCGUCCAGCGCCGCCGAGCAAGGUGUGCGAGUCAAUAAUCGCAUCGCCGCACAUUACAUCCUUUUCAUAGUCCUACUGGUGGCUCUAGUGCUGUCAGCUACUUUGACAGCUAUGUUGUGGUACAUACAUCGCCGGAAACAGCGCGUGCAAGAGCAAACAAGGCAGAGAGGGGAGCGUGCUGUGUCUCGCCAUGUCGAGCGCUGGGGAAUCUACAGGCGCAAUUAUCCGCCCACAAUCGAGGGCCUCAACGAGUCCGGAGAUGCACCACCGCCAUACAGACCCAGCGAUCAGAUGGCUAUCGAUCUCGAAACUAUCGCCAAACCCGAGCUACCCGUCCCUAUCUGA
Boeremia exigua is the source of this 456-nucleotide messenger RNA. RefSeq lists its product as uncharacterized. The coding region runs from base 1 to 456 and encodes 151 amino acids. NCBI's taxonomy places the organism in Eukaryota, Fungi, Ascomycota, Dothideomycetes, Pleosporales, Didymellaceae. The record is from RefSeq and is a predicted model, not a curated record. The transcript has a single exon.